This is a messenger RNA of Mya arenaria, 5324 nucleotides long. Its product is annotated as NF-kappa-B inhibitor-like protein 1. The transcript is spliced from 6 exons. The record is from RefSeq and is a predicted model, not a curated record. Gene Ontology annotation, biological process: canonical NF-kappaB signal transduction. The coding region runs from base 103 to 1227 and encodes 374 amino acids. NCBI's taxonomy places the organism in Eukaryota, Metazoa, Mollusca, Bivalvia, Myida, Myidae.
AAAGUUUGAGGCAAGUUUUUCAGUUCUUGUUUCAGAUAACUUGCUGGUUUGCCGCUGAAUUCAGUUAAGGUUUUUGACUUAAAAAAGUCAAAAGUCUAGAAAAUGAAACACAAGACAAUCUCAAAGCUAAAACAGUACAUCAGCGAUGACCGACCAAAGCGAUUGCGGGAAUAUGUGAGGAAGCAUGAUGUUGAUCUGACAGAGGUUGUAUUGAGUAGAGGCCAGAACCUCCUACAUUACUGCUGCAAACAUGGGUCAGGCACUGUGCUGAGAUAUCUGAUGAGCGUAGGAGUGCCAGGUUCCCUGCAAGAUUCCAAAGGGAGAUCACCUUUACAUGUAGCCCUGGACAGAGCUCUAGAGCUGGACACCAGCAAACAGUGGGAUGUGACAACUGAGUGUUACAAUGGGUUGAUCCUGCCAUUGUUGGAGUGUUACCCAAAAUGCUUGGAUAUGGAGGACAGCUCUGGUGCAACAUGCAGACGUCUUUUGCAUGAGCUUGUACAGAGGAGGGAGGCACGGGAACCACAGCAGAAUGGGAUGGAGGUUGAUGAUGAUGCCGACACAGAGAGAGCAUGGAGAGACAAACUAGCAGAUGAAAUGGUGUCUGAACACCACGAGAUGUGGGGGGCCUAUAUACCAGACCCAAGUUGGGACAGCCAUGCGGAGGAAUCAUGCGGAGACUGGGCAGACAGAGUAAGGGACGAGUAUAAUGCCAGAAAAAGGGCCAAGGAAAGGUCUGCAUAUAGAGGCCAUGGGGAGCACAAAGGGGACAAGAAGGGUCGCAAGGGGGAUCAGGGUAGUGGAGAGGAGGGGGAAAUUGGGUGGAAAGGAAAGGGGAAAGAGACUUUAGAAGAAGCUAGAGAAAGAAUGCGGAGGGAGUUUAAAAAUAAUAAGGUUAGAGAUGUUGCAGUUGAUGCUUUAAAAAAGAGAAUGAAGUAUGAAGAGAGGUAUAAAACUGUGUUAGAAGGUGUUGGCGGUGCUAAGAUCAAAUAUGGUGAUAUCCCGUGGCCAAGUUUGAAGGGGGAGGCAUUGGAUUUGACGGUAUUGUUUGAUAAGAUGGAUAAAUCAAGUGCAGAGUAUCAGAAAUAUUUAAGGGACCAGCAGAUUCGAUGGCAUCCGGAUAAGUUUUUACAGAGAUUUGGGUCACGACUUUAUGAGAAGGAAAGGCAAAGAAUUAUAGCUAGAGUUACAUUAUUGUCACAAAACUUGAAUCAGUUGAAGUCUUAAUGUUUGUAAAGAAAUCUUUAGCAUUGUUUUAUAUUUCAUGAUUAUAGAAAAGUAAUGUAUGUUUUUGUUUCUUUGCCAUGUUUUUUUGUAUGUUUUUUUGCAGUGAUUGCACCAUAGUGAUUAAAAAGAUUUUGCAUAGGGAAUUCAAUCCUUAUAAAGCAUUUGAAGUAAUGAAAAGUUUUAAGAUAUGUUAUAUUGAUAUAUAUAGUGGGAAUAAUUGAUGAAACAUCUUAAGUCACAAACUCGACACAGAAGACUUGAAUGAAUGGAACACCGUAAAAGGAAACUACAUAGAUGACUAUAAUGGAUGGAACACCUUAAAAGAAAAACUACAUAGAUGACUAUUAUGGAUGGAACACCUUAAAAGGAAGACUACAUAGAUGACUAUUAUGGAUGGAACACCUUAAAAGGAAGACUACAUAGAUGACUAUUAUGGAUGGAACACCUUAAAAGGAAGACUACAUAGAUGACUAUUAUGGAUGGAACACCUUAAAAGAAAAACUCAGCACAGAAGACUAUAAUGCAUGGAACACCUUAAAAGGAAGACUACAUAGAUGACUACUAUGGAUGGAACACCUUAAGGGAGAAAUUUGACCCGGUAGACUACUAUGGAUGGUACACCUUAAGGGAGAAAUUCGACAUAGAAGAUAUGCAUUGUGUCUUUUUAAACUUUAUUUCUUUUUCGUUGACAUGUCAGAUAUAAAUCAAAAAGAAAUAUCUUUGUUUCUGAAAAUAGAAACAAAAGAAAUACUUGUUUUGUAACAAAAAGAUCUUCUCUUUGCACAGCAAAAUUAAUCUACGGCCCCAAUUUUCUCGAAUAAUCUGCCUGUUUACAAGUAAAAACAGGAUCAAGCUCAUUAACUAGUUUCCUUAAAAUAUAAAUCAUGAAAUUUUCAUCGUUGGAAGACUUUUCAGCCAUUUAAAGGAACUCAUUUUAAAGAAAAUUAUAAUAAACAAUAGUUAGGUUUACAUUCAAGUUUGAACAAGUAAUUUGGACUAAUGAAAUAUGAUAGUUAUACUUGUUAUGCUUAAGAUAUUUCGAGAAGUUUGGGCCUGAUAUUUAAAUGUUAAAUAUUCAUAUAAACACACAAUUAUUGUGUAACCAUCAAACAAUGGAAUUGACAAUAUUAGAAAAUUGUCCCGUACAUGAUGAACAAUAAAACGACAAAACAUAUAAAAAUAAGAAUGAUACACAGAUCCUAUCUUUCAAGAUAAUAAUAUAGAGAAAAAAUCUACCGUAAACUAUUUUUGUAUCUAUAUACUUGCAUAUAUUUCCUAUAAUGACAAGCUCGAAUAAGCUUUAAACUUGAAUAAGAUAUUCUUCUUUUAGGUUAUGAGAUUUCACAUGAGGAUGAACUGUCCUGUUAAGUUGAUAUUUGAAAUGGAUUAAUAAUUGUAAAAUCUGUACCUGUGAAACAUGUUACCAAGAUGAAAGGUAAUAGUUUAUGUUGAACAGCAUGAACAUUUCUUUAUUAAACUUCAAAAUCCAUCCAUCUUACACAAUAUGUUUAUGGUACAGCCUUGUGUACCACAACUAUUUUAAUGGUAUGGCCCAUUUCUUAUAGUCAAAUUUCAUUCAAAGCUGUAUUGGAAUGCAUGAAACUAAAUAGUCAGAGUCAUCUGUAAUUACUUAUCACUGACAAUGUUGAAAUAAGUGUAUGAUGCCGGACAUGAAGUAGUGCGGCUGUGUGGAUUUUUUCUCCAGCCAAAGAGCAUGUGUUACAUUUGUUGCGCCAUUUCAACAAUAAAAUAGGAAGUUUAUAUCUUGUGUAUACAAUAGCUAUAAAAGCAUUUAUUGUCUAGUUAGUUUGAAACUAGCAAAAUGGCCAUUACAAAUUUGAUCAUAAGACCAUCCAAUCAUAAUGAAACUUGUUGACAGUGAAGUUGCUCACAAUGUCCAGGCCAAGCUUGAUCAGAAGUUUCAUAUAAUUGUGAAAUUGUAUUUUAUAUAAUUUACUUUUUUUGUUUUAUCAAAUAAAACAUCACCCAUAUGGGUAUUUGUUUAUACAAUUAAGCCCGAAACUUACAAAGUGGAUACUUUUUUGUAUAACUAUUAGUUAAUAAUGAUUAUGAAGUAUCUUAAUUGAAUAGUGUUUCCUUUAAUUCUUAGGCUUUAAGUAAUGUAUUAUUAUUGUGAAUGUGGUCAUGAGCAAUAAAACAUGGGCAACUGUUCAAUUAAUUUACUCCGUUAUGUUCAUCUUGUCAUUAAUUGAUAAUUGAUGAAAAAAGAUCACCAUAAUGAAUAUUAAUGACCUGGAGCUUUAAGUUAAGACAGAUUCAAAAUUGUGUUUCAACAAUGUUUGGAAAAGAUCUCCACCCUGUCAAGUUUUUUAUUUACGGAGUUUUCUGUAUAACACAAAUGAGUUGUGAAAUGUACUAAUUCAUGAACGUUUAAUAGUUUAUGUUCUCUUCAGAUAUAUCAGUAUUCAUUAAGCAUAUAAUUUGAUGUCAAAUCCAUGUUAAUUUAUAAUAUAUCUUACCAUAAAUAAUGGAGACUGAUUGUCAAUUACAUUGAGAGGUGAAGUUUAUUUUAUACAUAAUUCAUACAAAGAAUUAAAAGGUAAAAGCUGGAAAGGUUUUUGAGAUUAAUUUUAAAUGUCUGUAUGGUAACUAUAAUACAUUUGAAGGCAACAUUAAUUUUGCGAUCAAUUUCAUGCACAUUUAAGUGUAUUUUUUGUCUUUAAAGAAUAUAAAUAGUGACUGAUUAUUUCUGGAUGAUGAUUGAACAUGCUAGUUAAUGAGCAAAUAGUUGGUAUAUGAGUUUAUUUGUAUAACAAUUAUCCUUUUUUGUUUUUCUUGUAAGAAACCGUUGAAGUUUGAUAUUUUUAGAUUUCUAAUGAAACAAUUGAAAUAUUAAAUACUAUUUGUUUUAAAUGUUAUAUAAAGAAUCAUUAAAAAAAUACUUUUGUUGUCAGUUUUUGCUUGCUUAAAGCUGCACUCUCACAGAUAUACCACUUUUUUUCUUUUUUUUUUAUCUUGGAAAGAGCAAUUUUUUGCAUAAAUAUGUACAAACCAAUGAUAUUAGAUUGCUGACAAAAAAUCAGAUCGUAGAUUUUCAUAUUUCCGUUCGAAAAUUAAUGUUUUAUGGCUUAACCUGUUACUCAUGGUUUAAGAAAAAUGCAUAAAACAUCAAUUUUUGAACUUAAAUAUAAAAUUCUGCAAUCUAUUUUUUUUUUGUCAGCUGUCUUAUGUAAGUGGUUUCCAUGGAUUUUCCCAAAAAUUGGCUCGUUAAUCCAAGACAAAAAAUAAACAAAAAGUUGUCAAAACUUUCAAUCUGUGAGAGUGCAGCUUUAAGAGUCAUUUUAAAUUUGAUAUAUAAUAUGAGCUUGUUGAUGCAUAAUCACUGAUGUAAUAACAAGUUGAACAACAGUGUAUGGCACAGAUGUGUUUCAUAAAAUAUGCAAAAUACAUCAUUUUGUCAAAAAGUCCAAACAAUUAUUACGAUAAUUAGGAUAUGUCAAAUGAAGAUAGUUCAUGACAACCUUUGUUGUUCUUGUAAUUAUUGUUAAAACUUCUGCUAUGUGCUGUCUGACAUAUAUAUCACACUGUCGUGUCUAUGUCUAUCUAGCUAUAGAAUGUAAAUAUGUUGUUGUUUAUUAAUUUGAUCAGGUGACGCAGUUUUUGACCAUCCAUUCUGACAAAGAUUGUUAAUACAAAAGGGCUGGCUAUAAAGACUCUAUAUUGCUCAGCUUCCAGCCAUAUAUGAUAAAAGCCUUUGAAUGAACUUAAAUUCGCCUUAAUUAUGGUGUGAGUUUACGGCCUAUUUCUUUAUUUUUACAUAAUAUUGCAUACUCCCUAAAAGUGACAGAUAUAUAUAUAUCUUUCUUGUGGCAAUCUUUCCGUAUGAAUUUAACAAAGUUAAAGAAUAAUUUAUUUAGAAUCUGACUUAGGUUUACAUACUAGACAACAUUGAUUCAGUUUAUAUGGUGAAUUGCUGUAUUUGUAUAGUCACGUUUUUAUACAAAACUGAACAUGAACAAUUAUAGACUUUUCUGUUGCCUGUAUAUAAUAUCCAUAUCAUGGUACUUCAGUAUAUUUCCAACAGAAUGUUUCUUAAAAAUGCUUACUUGUGUUCUGCUUUUUGUUGUUGCUAUACU